AUGCUGCGCGUUGCUGCGUUCGUCGCGUGCGUCGCGGUCGCUGCGGCCGUGAGUGGUGUGGACGUGUCCCAGAUCACUCUCCCUGCUGCCUGGUCUUGCCUCAAGGAUAACGGCUAUACCUUUGGCAUCGUCCGAUGCUACGAAUCGGUGGGCCAGCCCGACUCCAACUGCCCCCAUACCAUCUACAAUGCCUGGGACUCGGGCUUGGCGCACGUCGAUGUCUACAUGUUUCCCGAUCCCUCGGCCGGCAACCCACAGGCCCAGGUCUCCAGCAUGGUCAACUACCUGGCCCAGUACAGCAUCAAGUCGGGUGGCUCCCCACCUGGUUCCUUUGGUAUGAUCUGGUUUGACAUUGAGGGCACCCAGUACUGGUCCAGCGAUCAACAGUCCAACCGCGACUUUUUCAGCGGCCUCGUCAGCGAGGCCAAGGCUCUCGGCCUGAGCAUUGGCGUCUACACCUCAGAGUCGCAGUGGUCUCCCAUCAUGGGUGACUGGUCUGGAGGCGCCUCUUUCCCCCUCUGGUAUGCUCACUACGACGGCAACCCCUCCUUCAGCGACUUUGCUCCCUUUGGUGGUUGGACCAGGCCCGCCAUCAAGCAGUACAACGGUGACAAGACCAUCUGUGGCGCCGGCGUCGACGUCAACUGGUAUCCUGAUGGCUCAUCCAUCUUUGCCAACCGCACCUACGGCUACCAUGAAACUCGCAAUAUGACUCGCGUGCACUAA
Molecule: messenger RNA, 726 nt
Organism: Monosiga brevicollis MX1
Lineage: Eukaryota; Choanoflagellata; Craspedida; Salpingoecidae
Exons: 4
Coding region: 1-726 (241 amino acids)
Biological process (GO): signal transduction; cell wall macromolecule catabolic process; peptidoglycan catabolic process
Molecular function (GO): lysozyme activity
Source: RefSeq, a predicted model, not a curated record